CUGAAAAGUCAUCGUGUGGAACUACAAGCCACAGCCAUUCGUUCAGUGUUCUGCGCAGAGGUAGGAAGAUAGCGCCCUUGAUCUUACUCUGUGAACUCUUCAGACUGCAGGACAAUAAGGACAAUUAAGAUCCUGUGGAAAUGUUUCUAUAUAUCUUUGGUCUGGUGGUCUUCUACUAUGUCUACCGGUGGUUUAGAGAGUUGAAACGAGUACCAAACAAAUCAGAGAAGUACGUCUACAUCACGGGCUGUGACACUGGCUUUGGAAACCUCCUGGCCAAACAUCUGGACACACUGGGCUUCUGUGUAAUCGCUGGCUGCUAUACAGAGAAAGGAGAGGAUGAACUAAAGAAGGCCUGCUCAUCUAGACUCUGUACUGUCCAGUUAGAUGUGACUGACAAUGAGAGUAUCAAAAAAGCUACAGAUGCCAUUAAGGCACUGGUUGGAGAUAGAGGUCUAUGGGCUGUGGUAAACAAUGCAGGGGUCUCCAUUCCAUCUGCCCCCAAUGACUGGUUGGUUAUUGAAGAUUUUAAACACAUGAUCAAUGUUAAUCUGCUUGGAGUCAUUGCUGUGACUCUGAGCGUGCUGCCCCUCAUAAAAAAGGCAAAGGGCCGUGUGGUCAACAUAGCCAGUGUGUUUGGAAGGGUCAGCCCAGUUGGAGGACCAUACUGCAUCUCAAAAUAUGGAGUAGAGGCAUUCAAUGACAGUCUGAGGAUGAACAUGGCACCAUUUGGAGUUAAGGUACUGUGUAUUGAGCCUGGAUUCUUCAAAACGAGUGUGACUGACAUUAAUCUUAUUCAGAGCAAUAUUCAAAAAUUAUGGGACAGACUGCCACAAGAUGUCAGGGACGACUAUGGAAGUGACUACAUGGAUCGUGUGAAGGUAAUGAUGAAGCAGAUGUUUGUGAAGAUGCUGGAUGGUGAUUUGAUGAAGGUGGUGAGCUGUAUGGAGCAUGCUAUCUCUGCUGUCCACCCCCGUUCACGCUACUCUGCUGGCUGGGAUGCAAAAUUCUUCUGGUUGCCUCUCUCCUACAUGCCAAGCUGCAUUGCUGAUGUUUUACUGUUAAAAGAUGUCGUUAAACCCAAGGUUUCCACUUUGUAGUCUGCAUCAGUAUAUUAGUACAGAGCUAACCACUUUCUCACAUGGAAGAUAUCAUGGAAAAAAAUGAGAGGCUGCAGCCUAACAAAUGUUUUAAUGGUCAUUUAUAGAUACUUAUUUUCAUUAUGAGCAGUUAAGUGAAGUACUGCUUGACUAGAAACUCAAUGUUUUGUAGACGCUGGUGUAUUUUGUACAAGUGAAGAGAAACUUGUGUAAGGAAAAUGAAAUUUUAAGGCACA
Molecule: messenger RNA, 1336 nt
Organism: Pygocentrus nattereri (red-bellied piranha)
Lineage: Eukaryota; Metazoa; Chordata; Actinopteri; Characiformes; Serrasalmidae
Gene: dhrs9
Product: dehydrogenase/reductase (SDR family) member 9
Exons: 5
Coding region: 141-1100 (319 amino acids)
Molecular function (GO): oxidoreductase activity
Source: RefSeq, a predicted model, not a curated record